CGAGUAACUCGACACGAGUGCCGUGUUCUGUGUGAGGGAGCCGAUCACUCAGUCUGCCCGUCUCCUGAUCCGCUACCUGCCUGCUGCACCAUGAGGGCUAAGGCCUCAGACAUGCACAGCAAGGACUGUGUCAAAGUGGCCGUCAGAGUCCGUCCGUUCAACAAGAGAGAGAGGGAUGCAGGCAGCCGCUGUGUCGUCUCUCUGGUGUCCAGCUCCAUUACCAUCCAGGACCCGCGCGACUCCCAGAACCGCCGGUCGUUCUGUUUCGAUUAUGCCUACUGGUCCCACAGCGGCUUCACAAGAAACCACAGUGGCCUCUAUGUGCCCGAAGAGCUGGGAGGACGCUACGCUGACCAGGACUGUGUGUUCCAGGACCUGGGAGAAGGAAUACUAGAGAAUGCACUGCAGGGUUACAACGCCACACUCUUGGCUUACGGGCAGACCGGCUCAGGGAAGAGUUACUCCAUGGUGGGCUACGGGCCAAACAAGGGCCUGGUUCCUAAACUCUGUGAGCGGCUGUUUCAGGCCAUCAGAGGAAACGAGGAAAACAGACAGUGUCAGGUCUUUUUCAGUAUGUUGGAAAUCUACAACGAGCAGGUGGUUGACCUGCUGUCCCGGGCGUCUCGUACACCAGCAGGGCUCAGAGUCAGAGAGGAGCAGCAACGAGGUUUCUAUGUGGAGGGUCUCCGUACUGUCCCCUGUGAAAGUGCACCGCAGGUGGAGCAGUUGAUGGAACAGGGGACCAGGACCAGAACCACCGCUGCCACCCACAUGAACGCCAAUAGCAGUCGCUCGCACAUGCUCAUUAUCCUCCAGCUCAAACAGAUCUUCUCUAAAGAGAGCAUCACGAAGCAGUCCAACAUUAACCUGGUGGACCUGGCUGGCAGUGAGCGUCAGCGGUCGUCAGGGUCAGAAGCUGACAGACUCAAAGAGGGCACGGCCAUCAACCUGAGCCUCACCACCCUGGGCAAUGUCAUCAGGUUGGUCUGCUGUUUAAGCUUUCUCUCACUGUGCUUUAUCAGUGUUUUCAGGUUCUCUCCUCUUCUGUCCUCCAGCGCUCUGGCUGAUGUGGCCGUGGGGAAGAAGGUUGUCCACAUCCCUUACAGAGAUUCAGUUCUCACUAAAUUGCUGCAAUCGGCUCUGGGAGGAAACAGUCGCACGGUUAUGAUUGCCACUCUGAGUCCUGCUGAUAUCUGCUAUGAGGAGUCUCUCUCCACUCUACGCUACGCUGAGAGGGCCAAGCGUAUCCAGAACCGGGCGGUGGUGAACGAGAGCCCCACCGAGCGCCUCGUCAAAGAGUUGAAGGCCGAGAACGCCAGGCUGCUGCAGCGACUGAGCCGGCUGGGCCAGGAGGGACGGAGAACCAACGAAGAGACCAAGGAGCUUCGGCAGCUGCUGGCCCACAAUGAGCUCCAGAUCAGAGCCAUUCAGACUCUGUGGGAGCAACACCUGCAAGAGGCGCUGAAAGACUGGGAGCAGCAGUACGCUAACAUCACACAGGAGAGGAGGAUGAUGCAGAUGCAUCCCUACAUCCUGAACAUCAACGAGGACGCUCAGCUGUCGGGGGUCGUCAAGCUUUUCAUCCAGGAGGGUGAAUGGGACAUGGGGCUCAUCGACUCCUCCCCAAGAUCCAUCUCUAUCAAAGGCUUAGGGAUUCAGGAUCGCCACGCAGUCUUCAGGAAUGAGCAGCGCCGCGUGACACUGACCCCGCUGCCGGGGUCAAAGGUCAUUGUCAAUGGAAAUGCUGUUUCCCAGACAACUGAGCUGCAGCACCUGGAUCGUCUCAUUCUGGGCUCCAACUGUACAUACCUGUUCAUUGGUUAUCCAUCCGAGAGGGGCGGGGAUGACUGGACGCGCUACGACUACGACUACUUCCAGUCUGAAGUGGCUGCUGCUGAGGGCAUCCACCUGGGUGAGUCCAGCGCUGGAUCCAAUCAAACAGACCCCAGUCUGCUCGCUGUCUUCUACAACUACAUCAAACUGAUGCCCAUGGUGGCGGAGGCCAACCAGAUGAGCCAGGAACUGAACAAGGGUGUCGAGUUUAAGCUGGAGAUCAAGAAUCUGGCGCUGUCCGAUUCAAAAGGCCAUGAUCUGGAGAAGGACAUCGUAGUCAGAGUCACCUCUAAAGGAAGCAAGCAGGUGUGGAUGUGGUCCAAGGCCAAGUUUGUUAACCGCAAGUUCCUGAUGGAGGACGUCUACCAGCAGCACCAGGCUGAGCAGAGCGCCGACAACACAGUACAGGGGCUGUCAGCAGUUGCGUUACCCAGAGACAAAGACCCAUUCUGGGAUCCAGUGGAGCCUCUGCUCCUGGGCACUGCUCACCUCUGGCUUCAGUCGUUGGCCUUUCGCAUCCCUCUGGAAGAGCAGCUAGAGGUGUUGGGGUCAGAGGGCACUGAGGAAGCCAUUCUUCAAGCACAGCUGAUCCCCUGCACCUCCUCUGGACUCCCUCUGGGUGAGGACGACAUCCUGAUUGACCCGUCUGAGAUCCUGGGUCGACGACUGGACUUCCAGCUGGUCUUGGAUCAGUGCUGUGGUCUCCGCUGGAUCAGAGAGGCCCGCAAUCGAGGGGUCCAAAUUGGUUUCAGGUUGUUUGACUGCAGCCAGCCUCUCUACACUCCUGCUGUGUGGCACAACGUCAAUCCUCUGUUGGAUCACAGGGUCCACUUCGCCUCCCUCCACACGUCCCAACGUCUGCUGGACUACCUGCAGAGCAGCGCUGUGGUGCUGGAGCUCUGGGGCCUUCAAGAGGGCUGCGCUCACUUGACGUCCUCUCUGGAAGCUGUGAGGAUGACUGCAGAGGGGAUCGUCAUCAUUGAUGAGUCAGGUCCAGCAGAAACUGCAACUGUGGUCUCAGGAGAGUUCAGCGGUUCAGUGAGAGCUCUUCAGCAGGACGUGGAGGAACUAAAGAGUGUCAACGCCUCCCUGAGGAAAGAAAAUCACAGUCUGAGAGAACAGCUGAACUCAGCCAGGAACGGGGGGGAAGGCGUGCGUGGUCGCUCGGUGCGUCCCAGCUGUGACGCAGAGUUUGCUCGUUCUCUGAAGGUCUUCUACCACAGUAUGACGUCAGUCAGGGGUCAGCUGCAGCGCCUGCGCAGACACAGGCCCAGUGAGGAGUCUGACCUGCUGGGCCUCAGACUGUUUGUGGACGAGCAGAGUCGUCUGCUGAGAGACUUCUCCGAGCAGCUGGAGCAGAGCGUCUCCGCUCUAAAGCAAGACGUAGCCGCCAUCGUCCGCCGGAAACGAGAACGAUCAGGAACCUGGUCUUGACUGAUUUUUGCAGAGUAUUUAAGAAGAUACAAAUGUUUGGAUUUGUUACCAUCAAGGAAAACUGCAAAAUAUACCAGUGCACUCAGAGCAUCAUUGAAAGCAGUGUUUGAAAACAAAGUGCUGCUGGAGAGAUGUAAUAUUUUGUGCAGUGUGUGAAAUACGUCAGGUCAUGUUUGUGCUGUGUCAUAGAUUGAUUUCCUUUUUUGAAACAGUUUUUUUUUAUAGUAGUUUAGGAAAAAAAGUGUUGCAUUAACUGCAAAAACAAAACAAAAAGUGACAUCUGUAAAAAGUUUAAUAGACUGCAUGUACAAUAAGUCAUUACAGUUCCAAACUGCAAAUAAAUUAAAAGGCAAAUACAAGUCAAGUCUUCAAAUUCACAACAUUAUGAUGUUUUUGAACCAUCAGGAAAUAUUUUCAGGUUUCUGCAUUUCAAUCUGAACUCGUCUCAUAAGAUGUCAUCAGAAAUCCAUGUCUCUCUGUGAAGGGACUUGAAUGAGACCGAUUUAAUGCUGUAAUAUGCACCACAGCAUCUCUCGUUGUCAUGUCCAGCUGAGAGGUAAAUGUUUGUGAGCAGUCACGACUUGCAAGAGUACAGACAAUUGCUGUAGGUCCAAAAGAAGAUUAGCGUGGGCACAUACAGGAUGAGAGGCAGAAGGUAGAUGUGAGGCAGAUCAGUCAUCACACAGUACAGGACGUCUAUGUACAAGAGAUACGCAGGCGGCUGGACAGGAGGAACAAGGACGGACAAGAGGACGGAGGCAGCAGUGAAAGGCAGAGAGUGAGCUGGGCUUCAACUGAAGAGGUAGACUGAAAAACCACCGACUGUGGGACAGACAGUUUAAGAUACGUGAUUGGGUCAGAUUAUGCACUAGUUGAGAUUCUGAGCUCCACCGUUUACACUGAAAUGAUUGUAUGAGUUUAGGACUACUUACUUUCCGAAAAGCACCCGAUUAAUGUGUGUUCGUGCAGGUAGAGAGAAGGCUGAGGGUACAGGUGAGGUAGGUCAGCAGGGGAACAAAACAUUUACACUAUGCACGUGUACAGUACCUGUAACAUUUACUUAACAAGUGGAACAUCGGAGGAAAACAUGAAGCA
Molecule: messenger RNA, 4362 nt
Organism: Mugil cephalus (flathead mullet)
Lineage: Eukaryota; Metazoa; Chordata; Actinopteri; Mugiliformes; Mugilidae
Gene: kif28
Product: kinesin family member 28
Exons: 27
Coding region: 91-3267 (1058 amino acids)
Biological process (GO): cytoskeleton-dependent intracellular transport; microtubule-based movement
Cellular component (GO): microtubule; kinesin complex
Molecular function (GO): ATP binding; microtubule binding; microtubule motor activity
Source: RefSeq, a predicted model, not a curated record